AUGCUGGUGGCAUCCAACGUUGUGAGCCAGUUUGAUAGCGAGAUCAGCAAAGAUCUGCGACCGCGGCUAGAGAGGACGGGCGAUCAAGGCCUGCUGCAGCCAUUUCUGGAUUUCUUCAAGGACAAGUCGUUCCAGUUUGGAACGACCCUGCUGUCACUAUGGGAAGAGGACAAUGUGCUGACUGGAGAUCUGUUCCCGCCUGGCUUCAAGGACUUUGCUGAUGCAGAGGUCUCUCAGGACCUUCCCAGUGAGAACUUCUGCCGCGCUCUGUACGAUAUGUACAUUGGGCCUGGGACCAUUGUGCCUGACGGUCGCCAGCAAUUUGCGCAGGGCGUGCUUGAGCUGUUGAAAUUCUGA
Messenger RNA from Coccomyxa subellipsoidea C-169, 357 nucleotides. RefSeq lists its product as hypothetical. Gene Ontology annotation, molecular function: intramolecular lyase activity. NCBI's taxonomy places the organism in Eukaryota, Viridiplantae, Chlorophyta, Trebouxiophyceae, Coccomyxaceae. Bases 1 to 357 code for a protein of 118 amino acids. The transcript is spliced from 3 exons. The record is from RefSeq and is a predicted model, not a curated record.